UUAUAACUGCUUUGGGUAUUAUGUAUCACAAAGUAACAGGACCCUAUUGGAUGCUAGUACAGAGUGAGGUUCAAUACCUGGACUUCUACAAAUAUGUUGAAAGCAUGCACAUCUUCUUAAAAAAAUGCUUUGAUGAACCAAGCUGCUUGUUGCAGUCUGAAACCAAAGUUUUUGAUGAUUUCAGCCUACCCAUGAAUGAUGUUCUCUCCUCACUCUAUGACAGACAACCAACUUCUACAACACACCCAGACCUCACAUUAAAGCUGGUGCUGAAGAAGAUGUCAGCCUCAUUUGUGGAUGUAAUCGAACGACAACUGCAUGACUUCCUUCAGGGUGGGAGGUAUCACAACAUUCCCCAGGACUCACCAUUGAGAACAAAGAUGAUGCACAGCAAGCUUCAUAAUCUACUGGGGGAGGCAUGCUUUGGUGAUCUUGAUUUUAGCCUCUUCAAGCGGCGGAAUGCUUCCCUUCACCAUAAUGCAACAAUCAAUAUGCUCAAGAGAAACAAGACCAUGAGUAAUUGGUUCAAGAGCAAGCCAUCAUAUAAACAGAAAGAGCUUUUGAAAAAAUCCUCCUGCUUAGCCCAGGAGAUCAGAAAUAAAAAUCGCAUUGAGGUCAGAUCCAUCCAAGAAAGCCUAAAAAGAAAGCUCCAAGAUACCAAGGAUGAAGCGGACAACAAGUACAGGGAGCUUCAAAGAACAAAAGAGGACAUUGUCAAGGAAGUCAGAAAACAUGG
Austrofundulus limnaeus is the source of this 736-nucleotide messenger RNA. RefSeq lists its product as uncharacterized. NCBI's taxonomy places the organism in Eukaryota, Metazoa, Chordata, Actinopteri, Cyprinodontiformes, Rivulidae. The record is from RefSeq and is a predicted model, not a curated record. Gene Ontology annotation, molecular function: 3'-5'-RNA exonuclease activity.